CAGGGAAUGUGGAUCAAACUGAAUCAUUUUCGGAGGGCUCAGAACUGCCUAACUAGCUGUAAUCCAAUGCUUAACAGAAAUCUGCUAUGCAUUUCUCAAAGAACUUUUGCCAGGAAGAAGGUUUGGAGAGACAAAGAUCCAGAUGUGAUUGCAGAAAGAAUGGAAUACUAUAGACAAAUCACUGAAUAUAGAAGGAGACAUAAGGAAGAUUAUGAGAGGCAUGUAGCAGAGGUUGACAGUAAAUUCUGGGACCCUGACAGUGACCAACUUCCUCCAGUUCAGGAAAAAAUGCUUUCAGAUCUAAGGCAAAGACAGACUAAUGAAAGGACAAGCAUAAUCAAGGUUGCUAUGCUUGCUAAAAACAAGAUUAGGCAUUUACACAAGAGAGAAAUUGAGACAGAGGAGAAAAAUAAGUGGCAUCGUAUUAAGGAUAUGCAGAAGUUAAGAGAGAGGCAAAUGUACUUACAAGCUCUGAAGAUCGAUACUUCUGCACCAGUCCCAUCUCCCACUAUCGUUGACUUUACACAUUAUUAUGAAAGAUUACAGAAUUUAGCAAUGCUUACUAUUCAUGGAAAUUAUUCUGAAGCUGAGAAGUUACUAAGGAAUGAGGAAACAGUUGAGGAGAAAAAUAUCUACCUUCAACCUUUGUACAGAAAUCUCAAGAAGUGCAUCAGGUUCAUCACAAAGACUGAAGAAGCACAAAUAACCAAAAAGUAUCAUAGACUCAUGGCAGGUGUUAUAACUGGAGCUAUGGAUGACCAGGAGAACCUCCUCAAUGACCUCAAGGAAAAGUAUGAGAAUGAACUUUUGCAGAUGAAAAAGAAAGAUAGUGUUCCAAAAAUGAAACUUAAGAAGUUAGAAACUAAUAUUACCUCUCUAUUUCAUCUUAUAAUGCUGUGGACACAGUAUACUGAUAUUAUUUAUCUUCCAGAGAACGCAGUGCAGGCUCUCAAGUUUGGAAGGCUCAAUGUUGGCGAUACAAGUUCAAGUGCAGCUCAUGAGCAACAAGAAUACCUAAAGAAAGUCCUCGACACUGGGAAAAAGGUUGAGGAAUUUGCCUACCAAACAGUUGAGGAAGGGAUUACAACAGAUACCACUGACUCUUCAGAAGGAGAAGUCAUCACUCCUGUUCAGGAGGAAAGCGAGGAAGAGCUCCCCAUCGGAGAGGAUGAUGGUAUCCUCAGCCAACUUAUGGCUCAAGAAGAUGGGGAUGAAGUUCAAGACGGAAAAAUUCUCAGCUUCGCUAAUGAAGAAAUGGAACUUGACGAAGAAAGAAAGCAAGAUAUCAAGUACGAAUAUGGUCUUGGAGAUUCUGACCUUAGAGAUUUCAAAGCUGAAGUUCAGAGAGAAAAGAUCAAAUCUGAAACAGAUGAGAUGAAAUCCUUAACCAGCCAAUCCAACCUCACCAUGUUUGGUAUUGAAGAAUCAAUGGAGGAAAAGCAAAGGCCAAAGACAGAAUACGAGAUGGAGAAGUAUAUUAAAGAGCAGUUGGAAGAGAUCUCAGCUAACUUAGGAGCAGCAGAGAAUGAUUAUGAUAAUUAUAUCCCAGAUUCAGGAAUUGACCCAUAUAAUCCUUCAGAUCUGCUCACUGAAAACUUAGUCAAGGGAAAUAACACUUCUAUUGUCAUGGAUGUGUACUUUGAUAUGCUAAAGGAUAUCCCUGAUGGAACCCUCACAGAAAAUGAAUUGGAGACCAAGAAAAACUUGAUUAAAUUGGUCGAUUAUAUUAGUCAGGUUAGAAUCCUUGAUGCUCCAGUUCUUUCAGAGAUUUAUGAGAUGUACCGCUAUAAAUAACUUUUUGAAGCAUUCAAUCACUUAAAUGAUAAA
Moneuplotes crassus is the source of this 1827-nucleotide messenger RNA. The record is from the annotation of a GenBank genome assembly. NCBI's taxonomy places the organism in Eukaryota, Ciliophora, Spirotrichea, Euplotida, Euplotidae.